CCCUUCCUUUCCUUUCCUUUCCUUUCCUUUCCUCUCCUCUCCUCUCCUCUCCUCUCCUCUCCUUCCUCAUUCUCUCUUACCUAUAGUACCUAGGUAGGUAGGCACCCUACCCUCUCUUACCUCCAACGCAAGGACGGACGGAGAUGGACGGUGGACGGUGGACGGCGGACGCACCUGCCGUGUGGACGCAAACGAGGUCAAAAAGGUGUGGGUUCUGGGUUUGGCUGUGGAAGGAAGGAGGGGGAGGGGUCCGAGACUUGCUUGCCCCACCCACCUCACUUCAGGAAGCUGCAUUGCAGAUGUUUCAGCUGAUGUCCACUCCUCUUGUCAUUGGAGACGGGAAUGGAACGUUGGGCCAAGAGACUCAGGAACAUCUCCAACGGCCCCCCCAGCUCCCGGCGCGGUCUUUCAUCCGUCCCCCCUGCGCUGUCUGUCUCUCGUCUUGCUCAAAACUCGUGCCACUUGCAGCGGAUAACCUUAGCAUCUGGCCGCCGGACACUGGACGAAAGGGGAAGAGAGAAAACCCAAUCUGCGAGGUCCGCGAGACGGAGGCAAACCCCACCACGCCCACCGCAUCUGGAUUCUGGAGUCUGGAUUCUCAGAGGUGGACCGUCAAGAGACAGGACCAAAUCCGACGACUAAAGUACAUGUACACGAGUACACUACCUAUCCAAGACGAAGACGAAGACGGGGUAUCCAAGUCAUAACUGACUGUCCCUCGAUGCAUGCGGCGAUGCGGCGAUGCGGCAAUGCGAGACCGUCGGGAACACGCCACUGGCUGACUGACUGACUGACUGACUACCUACCUACCUACCUACCCACCUGGCUUGACGCUCAAGCUUCGUGCUGUGUUUGACACGAGAAAAGGUCCUUUCGCCGCGUCCCGCUGCUUAUUGCCCGCUGCUGCAGCAGAGUGUCAUCGCAUCGCCCAGUAUUCGGCUUCGGCAAUUUGCAGAUGCACGCUAGCCAGCUGUUCGCUGACUUGCGGGAGAUCGCUCCAACCAGCCAACGACUAGGUAGAUUGGCCCUCGCGCCGGUUUGUUCUGAC
Molecule: messenger RNA, 1048 nt
Organism: Colletotrichum navitas
Lineage: Eukaryota; Fungi; Ascomycota; Sordariomycetes; Glomerellales; Glomerellaceae
Exons: 1
Coding region: 144-707 (187 amino acids)
Source: RefSeq, a predicted model, not a curated record